AUGUCGUCCAACAUAGCUGCCAGCGCCUCCCAAACGGCCACCGCCGCCCUCGCCGAACCUCAUGCCGCUGCCUCCAACUUCGGCCUCCUUGCGCGACUGCUGCUCGGCACGGUGAAGGUCAUUCCCGGCGUGCUCUACUCGAUCAUCACCUUCACCACCAUCACCCUGCCGACAUGGAUUUUCAACGUGGCCUCGAUGAGCUUGACCGUCACCAUGAACGCGACUACGCUACUGUUGCUGUUCCUGGCCGUGGGCUCCACCGUCAGCUGGUUCGUCCGCUAUCGCUUCCUGAACAUGUACACUCGCUUGCCUCCGGAGCCACAGCGCGAAGAACCCCACGUCGAGGUUUUCCCAGACACGCAGGAGGGAGACUCCAAGCGCGGUCUGUCCAACUAUCUUGAUGAGUUCUUCAGUGCCAUCAAGGUUUUUGGCUACCUCGAGCGUCCCGUCUUCCACGAAUUGACACGUACUAUGCAAACCCGCAAGUUGAUUGCUGGCGAAACGCUGCUGCUGGAAGAGGAGAAGGGCUUCUGUCUGGUUGUCGAUGGUUUGGUUCAGAUUUUCGUGAAGUCUAACCGUGACGAGCCCGCUGCUGACUCGGGUGUCUCGGGAUCCGAUUCUGAUGAUGAGGACGGAGACACUCGGGGACAUCAGCAGGGUUACCAACUCUUGACUGAGGUCAGAAACGGCGCCCCCAUGUCAUCGCUGUUCUCGAUUCUCUCCCUCUUCACCGAGGACGUCAAGCUCCGCCAUGAUGAGGACCAAGGCAUAGAUUCCGCUCCGCCUACAGCUGGAGGUCCUCGGCUCCAACGUGCAGACUCGCAACCUGUGGUGGUCCCAAUGACCCCUCAAUCUGAGACCUUCAACAGCCCGCAACAAAUGCCUCCGAUGUCUCCCAGAUCGGAGCUUAGCAAUGCUCGUCGUGCCUCCGCCAUGGCCAGCCCCACUGCCAGUGGUCGGCUUCCCAGGGUGCCUUCUCUUUCUCUCGAUACAUCCCAAGAGCUCGAGCAUGACAGGCCUUCUCGUAAAGCUAGCGAGUCGAAGACAAGGAAACAACUCAAGUCUGCUCAUCCUGAUAUUGUUGCACGAGCCACCGUUGAUACUACCAUUGCCAUCAUUCCGGCCACUGCUUUUAAGCGCUUGACGCGUAUCUAUCCAAGAGCAACCGCACAUAUCAUACAAGUCAUUCUUACUAGGCUUCAACGUGUUACCCUAUCGACUGGUCAUGCCUAUUUGGGACUGACUAGUGAAGUGCUUCGCAUCGAGCGUUUGAUGAACAAGUACACCACUUACGACCUUCCGGGAUUUCUCAGGGACGCUGCCCUUCAAAGGCUCAAGGACAAAUUCUCAAAGGAGCGAGAACGCAUCGGUGAUGAAGAUGGAAUGAAAGGAAUCGCGCUUCACAACCCUGCUACUCAUCGAAAAAGAUCUGGGAGCGGUUUGAGAAGAGAGGUUCAUACUCGACUAGCUCCAGUCCGUCCUACUUCUGCUGCACCAACAGAACCAGCCCCCAAAAGAAGUGCUACCAUGACCCCUCGAGCUUCACAGGAGAAUGUUAGCGCAGGUGACUUGUUGACGAAUCAUCAUGUGUCGCGAAACAGCCGUGGACGUAUGGGUAGUUUCUCUCAACCGUUCACUCCCCCUCCUCCUAGACGUGAUGGACGUACCCCUUUGGACUCUGGAUCUUUCAAUCCGUUCGCCCAGACCAGCGCUCGCAUUCCUCUUCAACGACAAGAGUCCAUGGACGAAGAUGCUUUCUUCCGUGAAUCCGUUCUCGAUUGCAUGUUGAAGGCCAUUGGCUUGACCAACACUCGAAAUGUCGUCGCGAAACCUGACUCUGUGGAACAAUCCCCUCGGCUUGUCUCCUUCGACUCCAAGCGCCAAAAGGCCGUCUUCAGCAACGCUUUUGGAUUCCUCGAUCCGUUUGAAGGAUCUGUAGAUGCAGAAACCGAAUCGGUUGCUUCUGUUCCUCUCUCCACCAUCAGCGCCACUUACAGCAGAAGCAUCCAUGAGGAAUUAGUCAACGAUGUUGAGAUUGUCUUCUUCCCCAAAGGUUCGGUUUUGGUGGAGCAGGGUGAACGCAACCCAGGUCUUUACUACGUCAUCGAUGGUUUCUUGGACGUUGGCAUGCCAGUUGACGAGAAGAAAGGUGAUACCGAUCCCAUGAGUACCUUUGCCAACGACUAUACCUCUGGACUCGACGUUGGAGAUUUGUUUGGUGGCAGCCUACACAAAACUUCGACCAAUUCCACCAUUGGUGGCGGCUCGCGCGAAUCCGGAAAAAAGAAGAAGCAACAGCGGAAAAGCUUGUUCCUCACAAAGCCGGGCGGUCUGGCGGGAUAUCUGGGUACAGUCUCUUCUUAUCGGUCUUUCAUCGACGUCGUCGCCAAAACCGAUGUCUACGUUGGAUUCCUGCCUCGCGCUUCCAUUGAAAGGAUCGCGGACAGGUAUCCAGUCGUGUUGUUGACCAUGGCCAAACGCUUGACCAUGCUCCUUCCCCGUAUGAUUCUACACAUUGACUUUGCUCUGGAAUGGGUUCAAGUCAAUACAGGACAGAUUAUCUACAAUCAAGGAGAUGAGAGCGAUUCCAUCUACAUUGUCUUGAACGGUCGCCUACGUGCAAUUCAAGAUACGGAAGACCAGGGCAUGAAGGUCGUUGGCGAGUACGGCCAGGGAGACAGCGUCGGAGAACUCGAAGUCUUGACGGAAUCCACCAGGCCUGCUUCGUUACACGCCAUCCGAGACACUGAAGUCGCGAAAUUCCCAAAGACUCUAUUCAACAGCCUCGCUCUCGAGCAUCCAAACAUUACCAUCAAGAUCUCCAAGAUUAUCGCCAGCCGCAUGCGUUCCCUGAUGGAUUUUCCAAUGCACGACCAAGCAGCUGAACGCACCUUCGCCGUCAAGAACAGUGUCUCGUCAACCGCCAACUUGAGAACCGUCGCCGUGCUUCCCGUCACUGGAGGAGUCCCCGUGGUGGAAUUCGCCGGCAGGCUUGUCAACGCUCUUCACCAGAGUGGUCUGCCCAAUAGAGUUGUGUCACUCAACCAAGCAGCCAUCUUGAAUCAUCUUGGAAGGCAUGCUUUUAGCCGUAUGGGCAAGCUCAAGCUUUCACAAUACCUUGCCGAUCUCGAAGAGAAGUACAGCAUGGUUCUCUAUGUGGCCGACACCAACGUCAAAUCUCCAUGGACACAAACCUGCAUCACUCAAGCGGAUUGCAUUCUCAUUGUGGGCCUUGCUGAAGGAUCCCCGGCAAUCGGUGAAUACGAGCGCUUCCUCCUAACAACAAAGACCACGGCAAGGAAGGAGCUUGUCCUCCUCCAUUCUGAUCGCUAUUGUCCUCCGGGGCUGACGCGUAAAUGGCUCCGUAACCGCAUGUGGAUCAAUGGUAGUCAUCACCAUAUCCAAAUGUCUUUUCGCACUGCCCCCGAGCCCAUCCAUCCUACCCACCGGAGGUUUGGUACCGCCAUUAAACAGCGUGUUCAGAUCUUGCAGGCCGAGAUUCAGAAGUACACGUCAAAGCGCGUACGCCAGAGUCCCCUCUACUCCGCCGACACCCAUCAUAAGGGCGAUUUCCACCGACUGGCCCGGCGUCUGUGUGGAAAGUCGGUCGGACUGGUUCUUGGAGGUGGCGGCGCCAGAGGCAUUGCACAUAUUGGUAUUAUACGAGCCAUGGAGGAAGCUGGGAUCCCAAUCGACAUUAUUGGAGGUACCUCUAUCGGCAGUUUUGUGGGUGCACUCUAUGCCUGGGAUGCUGAUGUGGUCCCAAUGUACGGCCGUGUCAAGAAGUUUGCCGGACGCAUGGCCAGCAUGUGGCGGUUCGCUUUGGACCUCACAUAUCCAUCCGCCUCGUACACCACUGGUCAUGAAUUCAACCGCGGCAUCUUCAAGACAUUUGGCAAUGCGCAGAUUGAGGAUUUCUGGCUAGAAUAUUACUGCAACACGACCAACAUCUCCCGCUCGCGCGAGGAAAUCCACACCUCGGGCUACGUCUGGCGGUACGUCAGGGCGUCCAUGAGUUUGGCCGGUCUCGUUCCCCCACUCUGCGACGAAGGAAACAUGCUUGUCGACGGCGGAUACGUUGACAACCUCACCGUCGCGCACAUGAAGCAGCUCGGCGCCGACACCAUAUUCGCUGUAGAUGUCGGUUCGCUUGAUGACGACACACCUCAGCAGUUUGGCGACAGCCUCUCCGGUUUCUGGGCGCUACUAAACCGCUGGAACCCCUUCGGAGCCCACCCCAACCCGCCCACCCUCAGCGAGAUCCAGGCACGGCUGGCCUAUGUCAGCAGUGUCGACGCUCUCGAGCGUGCCAAGAGCAUCAAGGGUUGUCGCUACAUGCGGCCGCCAAUCGACCCCUACGGCACCCUCGAUUUUGGCAAGUUCGACGAGAUUCAUGAUGUCGGCUACAGGUUCGGCAAGGAGUUCCUCGCCAAGCUGCGCGAGGAUGGUGAGCUCGGUGGUGUGGAGGAGGGGGAGAAGGAACGCCAGUUGCGCAGAACCAUGGCCCCCAGGAGAGCGAGUAUCUAG
Messenger RNA from Diplodia corticola, 4527 nucleotides. RefSeq names its product lysophospholipase nte1. The transcript is spliced from 5 exons. The record is from RefSeq and is a predicted model, not a curated record. Bases 1 to 4527 code for a protein of 1508 amino acids. NCBI's taxonomy places the organism in Eukaryota, Fungi, Ascomycota, Dothideomycetes, Botryosphaeriales, Botryosphaeriaceae. Gene Ontology annotation, molecular function: phosphatidylcholine lysophospholipase A1 activity. Gene Ontology annotation, biological process: phosphatidylcholine metabolic process. Gene Ontology annotation, cellular component: endoplasmic reticulum.